Messenger RNA from Cylindrotheca closterium, 270 nucleotides. NCBI's taxonomy places the organism in Eukaryota, Bacillariophyta, Bacillariophyceae, Bacillariales, Bacillariaceae. The record is from the annotation of a GenBank genome assembly.
AUGUCCAAGUACGAAGAUGGAUACAGAACGCCACCAAGGGCACAGGGAAGCAGAUCUGCUGCCCAUUACAACGAUGAGGCAAGGGGAACUCUUCCAUUUCCACCACCAAAGAAGGCGAGAUUCCACUAUUCCUCAUCCAAAGGUCUCACACUCUUACAACACACUUCAUGGGACCACGAGCAAGGACGAGUUUCAGAAACGACGUCCAGCUUGUUGAGCAUUCCACCUCCUUCCUUGAGUCUCAAGAUGAGACGGCCUUUAACAACAUAA